AUGAGACACCGAGUUUCGUACGUCCACACAGCCGCACACGCGGCGCCCAUCAAAUUCGCCAACGCCUCCUACGUGGAGCUAGCGCCGGACCUUUUCGUGGCCCGCGAGGACCGGUACACGGUGGCCGUGCAGCCGUAUUCCCACGUCAAGGCCGUGCGCAUCCAGAUCUCCAGGCCGUCCUUGGCCACGCCGCCACACGCCGCCGCGGCCCGCCAAUCCGGCGUGUUUGCCUACGAGUUCCAGGCCGGCGUGCACGUGUACGCCGUGCCCCAGGCCACGGUCGGGCCGCACGAGCAGGCCGAGUUCUACGCGCAGCUCAACGCCCUUCUCGGGCUGGUCUUGGGCGUCUCCGUGGCGCCGCAGGAGUGGGUGCGUUCGGUCGACAGCUUCUACUGGCACGCGCCGGGCGCGCCGCAGCCGCAAGUCGCCCAGGUGCCGCAGCUCCCGCGCGCCUGGGACGCGUUGGACUACUACUACUCCGCGGCGCAGUUGACCGUGUCCACCCUCGACGCAGACCUGCGGGCCUUGUCUGUGGCGGCCGCGGGCUGCGAGUACACGGAGGUCGGGGUGUUCGAGGUGCUGGCCCGCUCCUCGCGGGACGACGUGGUGCUUUCCGGCGCCCGGGUGGUCAUGGACCCCACCGACCCGGACGCCCAUGCCGCGCCGGUCCACCAGACGCUCUUCCACGUCAAGCCGCGCCACCGGCACUUGGCCCAGCACGCGGCCGUGGACUUGCGCGCCAACGGAUUGCACCCGGUGUUGGAGAUGGCCCGUAUCCCGGACCCCCCGCGGGACGCAGACGUGCUGGCCUGCAAGUUGUACGGCUACCUCACGCUCGGCAAGUCCGUGUUUUUGGACCCGUACCAGGUGCCCGCACGGCUCGAGGUCGUGGCCAACUACGGCGUGCGCGACUUGGAGCUCCCGGCGUACGCGGUUCUGCAGUGGGGAAACGAGGUCUUGGUGGAGAUGGAGGCCGGCGCCGGGGACUGGAACCUCACGCUCCACUCGCGGUACCAGCUUCCCAGCACCACGCAGACCCACACCGACGUGUCGGUGGACAAGCCCGUGCUCUUCUACGCGUGUGACGUGACCAGCGACGCGGUUCUCUUGCAGAACUCGCCGUUCGACACGCGCCGCGAGCUUGGCGGCUCGUUCGAGAGGUUCUUCACCGACGACACGGUGUUCUACCACCUUCUGGACCGCGGCACCUCCAGCGUGCGCAUCCCCAACGCGUGCGGCAGUAAGGCCUCGGUGAGCCUUGCCACGGUGGUGGCGUUGGUGCUUGGGCUCAUCGUGGUCAUGCUGAAGGUAUGCCGAAAAUGGCGCCAGCCGGAGUGCUCGUGUGAGAGGCGGGAUGGGGGCCUGUGUCGAUGUGACACUGCACUUUGCAAACGGCGCGGGCCGUCGCCGCACGUGUCUUCUACAAAGAAGGAAGAAUAG
Messenger RNA from Metschnikowia bicuspidata var. bicuspidata NRRL YB-4993, 1440 nucleotides. RefSeq lists its product as uncharacterized. Gene Ontology annotation, molecular function: mannosyltransferase activity. The coding region runs from base 1 to 1440 and encodes 479 amino acids. Gene Ontology annotation, cellular component: endoplasmic reticulum membrane; glycosylphosphatidylinositol-mannosyltransferase I complex. Lineage: Eukaryota; Fungi; Ascomycota; Pichiomycetes; Serinales; Metschnikowiaceae. The transcript has a single exon. Gene Ontology annotation, biological process: GPI anchor biosynthetic process; protein processing. The record is from RefSeq and is a predicted model, not a curated record.